Oikopleura dioica is the source of this 288-nucleotide messenger RNA. NCBI's taxonomy places the organism in Eukaryota, Metazoa, Chordata, Appendicularia, Copelata, Oikopleuridae. The record is from the annotation of a GenBank genome assembly.
AUGCACUUUAAAAACAGCAAAAAGGAUAUUUACAAGAAGAGCACUUGCGAGAUGCGACAGCUCAUCGACCAGGUGGUGGCGCUGUGCAACUGCAGACCCGACUAUCUUCAUAAUUUUCUCAUCGUGGACAAGCCAGAAGUUCGAAAAUGCAAUUUCUACGACCAGGUCAAAUGCGUCGCUCACGUGAUCGAGCGAAAAGGAUUGACGAAAAAUACCGUUUCCUGCAAACCGGCAUGCCAGAGCUACGAAUUUCAUCAAGAAAACAUCCAGGAAAAAGAUUCUUCAUAA